This is a messenger RNA of Colias croceus (clouded yellow), 2180 nucleotides long. Its product is annotated as ubiquitin-conjugating enzyme E2 Q2. Gene Ontology annotation, biological process: protein polyubiquitination. Gene Ontology annotation, molecular function: ubiquitin conjugating enzyme activity. Gene Ontology annotation, cellular component: nucleus. The transcript has 8 exons. Lineage: Eukaryota; Metazoa; Arthropoda; Insecta; Lepidoptera; Pieridae. The record is from RefSeq and is a predicted model, not a curated record. Bases 117 to 1256 code for a protein of 379 amino acids.
UCCGCCAUUGCGUUCCGCCAUUUUGCUUGUUCAGGAGAGAGCGUAAAACAGCUCCUAUGUAUUCUAAAGUGGUGUUUAGUUAUUUAUUUUAAUACAAUUAGUGUUUCAAUACACUAAUGGCUUGCUUAAAUACACUUAAGUUAGAAAUUAAGACUCUAGAACAAGUGUUUCCAAAAAAUCAUGAGCGGUUUCAGAUAAUGUCAGCUAGUGUCGACGAACUGACCUGCAGAUUCGUUGGCAGAAAUGGAAAGAAAUAUGAGAUACACGCAAAUAUCACAGAGACAUACCCAAAUACUCCACCAGUAUGGUUCGCCGACAGUGAAGAUCCAAUAGUGACAAAUGCUGUGCAGAUUCUGAGUAACACACAGGGGAGAGAUAAUCAUGUUAUAAAUCAGGUGGGUAUAUUAUUGAGAGAGCUAUGCAAGUUACACGGUGUGCCGGAGCCUCCAGAUUUGGACUCGCUCUCUCUGCCCCUCCACCCAGCGCCCCAUCAAAGAGUACCAAGUGUAACAUCAAAUGGGGCGGAGUCUGGCACGGAGGAGGACGAGGAAAUGGCCGCCGAGGAGGACGAAUCGGAGGGGGAGGAUGACUUGCCACUAGAGAUGGUUGACGAUGCUGGUAGAAGCAACAAGGAUGACAUGGAAACAGAGCACUUAGCGACACUGGAGCGACUCAGACAGAACCAACGGCAGGACUAUCUAUCGGGGAGCGUGUCUGGUAGCUUACAAGCGACUGAUCGGCUGAUGAAGGAGCUCAGGGAUAUAUACCGUUCACACUCGUUUAAGAAUAAUAUGUACUCUAUAGAGUUGGUAAACGAUUCACUAUAUGAAUGGAACAUUAGACUAAGGUCGGUGGAUCCGGACAGUCCAUUACACAAUGAUCUGCUAGUUCUCAAGGAGAAGGAGGGGAAGGACUCGAUAUUACUCAAUAUUAUGUUCAAGGAGACAUAUCCGUUUGAGCCACCCUUUGUGAGGGUCGUGUACCCUAUUAUAUCUGGAGGCUACGUGCUAGUCGGCGGCGCGAUAUGCAUGGAGCUGUUAACGAAACAGGGCUGGUCGUCCGCGUACACCGUGGAGGCGGUUAUCAUGCAGAUAGCCGCGACUUUAGUCAAGGGCAAGGCGCGGAUCCAGUUCGGCGCGACUAAAGUCGUGUCGCAGUCGCAGUACAGCCUCGCCCGCGCGCAGCAGAGCUUCAAGUGCCUAGUGCAGAUACAUGAGAAGAAUGGAUGGUUCACACCGCCAAAGGAGGACGGCUAAGCGUAGCCGUCGCACAGCACAUAAGACUAACGUGUUACUAUCGCCCAUGAACUCUACACUCAAUCGGAAAGUGACGAAUAGUAUUCGAUUCCAUUACGUUUUAUUGAGCGCAGUUUGUAUAAUACUGUGUCGUGUAUGACUGUGGAACGUAUCUCAUAUUGUAUGUGUAUUGAUAAGUGCUAUUAUUGUUCUGAAUGCAAGUGCGGUAACGAGAGACUCAUAAGACUUAUAGGAAAUGUUUAAUGUGUAACGUUUUUUGUAAUCAUUAAUUUUUUCUCGUAAAGUUAUCCAUAUGUGUAGACCUAGACGUUAACGGAGUGUAAAGUGAAAAACUCUUUGCAUUUCUUUUUAGUUAUCGGAAUAAAAGAACCUGUGAUUCGUAAACAGUUUUUUGUUGAUCCUCUUUUAUUAUUGGGUAUUAUAGUACUUCCAUAUAUAUUUAGUGAAAUACGAGUAGUCAUAGAAGUGCAGCUUUUCAAUCCGACCUGGGAUUUAAGAUUAGCAUAGUUGAUUGACACAUUUGAAUGUACAGAACACAUGCUAUAUGAAGGAAAAUCUAGAAAAUAAACUGAGGCAUAUGAAGAUUAAGAAAGAUGAUUACAACACUUGGAUGGAUGUAGACGUAACUAUUCACUGUAGAGAUCAAGAUAUAUUUCAUAUCAAGCAAGGAUCUUGUAUGUAUCACUUUUGUACAAUGUUAUACGCUACCAUUAAAGGUAAGGCUUGAAUAAUAGUUUGAAAUAACUACAAUUUUAUAUGAACAGCAAAACAAUGUACUCAUUCAUCUUGUGCCUAAAUAAAUUAAGUUGAUGUAAGGUUAUUCUGAGACAGAAUAAAAAAAAAUAAUAACAUUGUACCUAAAACCAGAACUUGUAAAUAUUCUUAGUUGUCGGCAUAAAAACAAUAAAAAUAUAUUCAUAUUUA